AACGAGAAAUAAAAACUUUACUUUGUCUUUCAGAUCACACAGACGCAGAUCAGUCCAUGGAGGGACACACUCCUGUCUCUGAAAACCCUCAUGCAGAGUACGGCCUGACGGAAAACAUCCAGAGGUCGGUGGAGAACGAGAAGGCGAGCGCAGAGAAAAUGUCGAAGCAGAAGGUGGACCUGCAGGCGCUGCCGACCCGGGCGUACCUGGACCAGACCGUCGUCCCCAUCCUGCUGCAGGGACUGUCCGUCCUCGCGAAGGACAGACCUCCGAACCCCAUCGAGUACCUGGCAGCCUUCCUGCUCAAGAACAAAUCCCAGUUUGAAGAGAGAAGUUAAACUGGUGUCUUUUCUCACCGCAGAAACUGCUUUCCGCUCCGCCGUCUUUUCUUUCUUUUUAGUUUUAAAUCCAGAAUAAAAGUUGACGUGAAA
This is a messenger RNA of Plectropomus leopardus (leopard coralgrouper), 431 nucleotides long. The record is from RefSeq and is a predicted model, not a curated record. NCBI's taxonomy places the organism in Eukaryota, Metazoa, Chordata, Actinopteri, Perciformes, Serranidae.